GCCAAUGGCAGCACUCCUCGUUCCAAGUUCUCCUAUUGCUCCCUGCGCGCUUCUGCCCACGGGGAGAGAAAUCGGAGAAGAUCGCCAGGCCUCUCAUCGAUUUCUGUUCCCGCUGCUUUCUUUUUCGGCGGUAGGCGCAGGGCAGAAACAGAGCUAGUUUGCGUGAUAUCAUGGUGAAGCAGAGUGUCAUCGUCCCCGAGGAGAUCGCCAUCCCCGCCGCGGUGGCGAUGGCGGAACCGCCGGCCCACCUCCCUUCCUUCCCGCCGCCGCGAUCCUCCAGUCUCGGCCUCCGCCGCGCCGGCUACAACAAGCUGUUCCUGAGCCAGCCCGACGUGGCCAGCGGGAGGCCCAGCACAUUGGUCGACUCCAUGCGGGCCUCCUCCCCCACCCACCCGAAGGAGGCCUCCGCCUUCCUCUCCUCCUUGCCCGACGCCGAGUAUAAGGACUGGCUGACGCAGCACCCGUCGGCGCUGAGCAACUUCGACGACGUCGUCGCGGCGUCGAAGGGGAAGCAGAUGGUGAUGUUCCUCGACUACGACGGCACUCUGGCCCCUAUCGUCGACGACCCCGACCGUGCCUUCAUGUCGGAGCAGAUGAGGGAGGCCGUUCGAGACGUGGCGAGGCAUUUCCCAACUGCCAUCGUGAGUGGCAGAUGCAGGAACAAGGUGUUUAAUUUUGUACGAUUGAAGGAGUUGUACUAUGCUGGGAGCCACGGCAUGGACAUAAAAGGUCCUAGCAAAAGCACCAAACAUACAAAAUCAAAGGCCAACCCUGUUUUGUUUCAACCAGCCAGCGAGUUCCUUCCUAUGAUGGAUGAGGUGUAUAAAGCACUGGUAGAGAAGACAAAGUUCAUCCAAGGAUCCAGAGUUGAAAACAACACGUUCACUUUAUCAGUUCAUUACCGAUGCGUCGAGGAGAAGAUAUGGAACUCAUUGUCUGAGCUAGUCCGUUCAGUGCUCAGUGACUACCCAGAGCUCCGGCUCACAGUAGGAAGAAAGGUGUUGGAGAUUCGCCCGAGUAUCGAAUGGGACAAGGGGAAGGCUCUUGAAUUCUUGUUAGAGUCAAUAGGAUUUGUGAAUUACAACAAUGUGUUUCCAGUGUACAUAGGAGAUGACCGCACUGAUGAAGAUGCUUUCAAGGUAUUGUGCGAAAGAGGACAGGGUGUAGGGAUCCUUGUUUCUAAGUUUGCAAAGGAAACAAAUGCAUCCUACUCUCUUCAAGAACCAUCUGAGGUUAACAAGUUUUUGCGUCGGCUCGUCGCAUGGAAGAAGCUCCACUUGAAGGAAUGAUAUCAGAGUUGUUAGCUGAGGAAAAAAGACUAGAUGACAACACUAGUUUUGUGAUCUUAACUAUGAGGAUGUUAUCACCUCGGUUUAGUCUACUACUUCUAUUAAUCCUUUUUCCUGCCAAGAACUGUAACUACUAAUAUGUGCAAGAUGAGUAUGUACGUACCUAGAAAUCUUGCAAAAUGUCACUCCAGCCUAUGUAUUGUCUGAUCUUCACCAGAUCUCCCUUUUUAAUGUAAAUUAUGCAUGAUGCAAUGACAAAGAUGAUUCUUCCUGA
Zingiber officinale is the source of this 1563-nucleotide messenger RNA. RefSeq names its product probable trehalose-phosphate phosphatase 6. The record is from RefSeq and is a predicted model, not a curated record. Gene Ontology annotation, biological process: trehalose biosynthetic process. Gene Ontology annotation, molecular function: trehalose-phosphatase activity. NCBI's taxonomy places the organism in Eukaryota, Viridiplantae, Streptophyta, Magnoliopsida, Zingiberales, Zingiberaceae. The coding region runs from base 171 to 1289 and encodes 372 amino acids. The transcript is spliced from 9 exons.